Theobroma cacao (cacao) is the source of this 626-nucleotide messenger RNA. RefSeq lists its product as uncharacterized. Lineage: Eukaryota; Viridiplantae; Streptophyta; Magnoliopsida; Malvales; Malvaceae. The record is from RefSeq and is a predicted model, not a curated record.
AAUGGCAAAAAGUAAUUGGCGACAUUAAUCCUUCAUUUUUGUCACCUUUCCAACCUAAUCCACUGUCCGUUAUCCACUCUGAAAUACAAUGGACGACACGACAUGGGAGCAAAAGCUCCAAGCUUUAACCCACAUCCUUACAAGCCCCACAACCUCACCGCCACUCCACUCUCAGUUCUUCAUCUCCUCACAAAUCCCAUGUUACCUCAACUGGGAUUACCCUCCGGUUCUCUGCAACAAACCCAACACCGACAGAUUCCCUUCUCUUCACCUGAAAUGGGGAUUCUCUAUUUUCCUCAAAAGGGUCUCAACAUUGGGUCUCCCUGAGACUUCCUGGAGGUCCAAGUGCCCUUACCAUCAGCCCCCGCCAUUGAUUCUGGCGAAAGGAGUGGAGGAGGCACAGUGGGAUGAUGGGCAAAAGAGGGUGUAUGUUAGGAAGAGGCUGAGAAGGAAACUUCGAGGAAGCGACAUCCAACCUUGGAUUCCAAUUUUGAUUCCCGAUUUGUUGUUGUUCUCUCUUCUGUUGUUCAAUCCGUUUCCUCUAAACGAUUCAUGAGAAAUUGUGUACUAAGCACUACUAAAUCCUUAUGUUUAUCAACAAUUUUUCAGUUUAUUUGGUUGCUUGA